Vicia faba (fava bean) is the source of this 2463-nucleotide messenger RNA. The record is from the annotation of a GenBank genome assembly. Lineage: Eukaryota; Viridiplantae; Streptophyta; Magnoliopsida; Fabales; Fabaceae.
AUGUACGGCGUCGCCGAACUCAAAACCCUAGGUAACAAACUACUCUCAUCAGCCUCUAACAUCAACAACCUCCCCCUUCUUCUCACCUUCGUCUCACCUUCUUCUCCACCUCAACACGGCCUCGAAUCGCUUCUCUCUCUUCAUUCUUUCUUCCUCCCUCUCCUCCCUCAACUACCUUCCUCCUCUGCCACUGCCAACACCUCCUCCUCCGACAACGCCGAUGCCGACCAGUCUGAGUUCAUUUACCUCACUUGGCUCCGUUCGAAGUUCGAUGAGUUUCUUAAAUCUCUGAUAGAUGUUCUUGUAUCGGAUCAAUCUGAUGAAACUCUGAAGGAAGUUGUGUUGGAUACGUUGAUGGAGUUUGUGAAGGUUGCUAAUGGCGGCACCUUUCAUUCUUCGUUGUAUAACAGAAUUAUCAGUAGUAUUAUUCACUCUGCUAGUUCUGCUGAAUUUUUGAUUGAUUUACUAACAUCAAAGUAUUUCAAGUAUAUUGAUGUCAGUUAUUUUACAUUCAUAAGUCUAGAAAAGCUAGCUAGAAAUUUGCAGGGGAAAGAUGUUUCAGAUGAUAAAACUGCAAGUGUAGAUGGCAAUGAUGAAAGUCAAUUGAGCUCAAAGUUAGGAAAAUCUAUAGACACUGGAAAUCUCAAACGACACUCAAACAGAAGGAGGAAACACCGAAAAGAAAGAACAACCAAAUCUCAUUCUCCGUCGAACUUAACCCUUUGUCAUCUCACCUACGUCGUCGUCAUCCCUCUCUUCAUUUGUAUCCGCAAGGGUUCUCUGACUGGACUUGCUCCACUUGAAGCAAUGCUCUUUGAUAUUGAUGGAACUCUGUGUGAUUCUGACCCACUUCAUUAUCUUGCUUUCCGUGAGAUGCUCCAACAUAUUGGUUUCAAUGGAGGCAAUCCUAUAACAGAGGAAUUUUUUAUUGACACUGUUGCUGGCAAGCAUAAUAAUGACAUUGCCUUGGCUCUCUUUCCUGGUGAGCUGGAGAGAGGCUUAAAGUUUUUAGAUGAUAAGGAAGCCAUGUUUCGGAGAUUAGCAGUUGAGCAACUGAAGGCUUUAAAUGGCCUUGAUAAAGUGAGAAAAUGGAUUCAUGAUCAUUUCUUUCAAGCUGUUAUUAUUGGUGAUGAAUGUGAACAUCCCAAACCUCAUCCAGAGCCAUACUUGAAAGGCCUUGAAGCUCUAAAAGCAUCUAAAGAUCACACGUUUGUAUUUGAGGAUUUUGUUUCAGGAAUCAAAGCUGGUGUGGCUGCUGGGAUGCCUGUUAUCGGUUUAUCUACCCGAAACCCAGAGCAUUUGUUGAUGGGAGCAAAACCCACCUUUCUGAUUAUAGAUUAUGAUGAUCCAAAAUUGUGGGCAGCUCUCGAAGAACUUGACAAGAAACUUAAUGCCAAGGAAAUUCCAAUGAUGGUAGUGCUUUGGACUGUAAUAUCUUAUGUUGUGCCAGGCAAAGUUCCACCUACUGUUCCUAGAAGGUUGUUUUGUCCACUUCCUUGGGAUCCUGCAUCUUUCUACCAUUGGACAGUAAUGAAGGAUAUGGUAAAUGUACCAUUGCUGUAUAUCUACGGAGCAUUUAUUCCGGCAAUGAUGAUAGCAGGUUUAUACUUUUUUGAUCAUAGUGUAGCUUCCAAGAUGGCUCAACAGAAGGAGUUCAACCUUCAAAAACCAUCUGCAUACCACUAUGAUGUUUUUCUCCUUGGAAUAAUGACUUUGAUUUGCGGUCUUCUCGGUCUUCCUCCAUCAAAUGGAGUCCUUCCUCAGUCUCCUAUGCAUACAAAGAGUUUAGCAAUUCUUCGGAGGCAGAUGAUUCGAAAGAAGGUGGUGAAAGGUGCCAAGGAAUGCAUUAGGCACCAAGGGACGAACGCUGAAUUAUACGGAACGAUGCGCUCCGUUUUCAUAGAAAUGGAUGCAGUGCCCACGGCUAGAGAGUUGGAGAAUUUGAAGGAUGCUGUAAUGAAUACUAAUCCUGGUACAAAGGAAAAGUUUGAUCCUGUAAAACAUAUAGAUGCAGUUUUGGAAGGCACUCAUUCGUCGUUUGUGGAGUCAGUACCGUUCAAGACAAUAGCUGGAUUUAUAGCUUUACAGCUUCUAUACUUUUUUCUGUGCUAUGGUUUAACAUGGAUACCUAUUGGUGGAAUAUUGUUUACAGUACCUUUCUUCCUUCUCAUAAUGCUAAGAGAGAAACUGCUUCCAAGAUUAUUCAAGGCAAGCCAUCUUCAGGAGUUAGAUGCUUUUGUUAAACAUCGUCCGGCCAAAUAUUCUUUUUGUAUAAAACAAGAUGAUUGGGAUAAAUUUGUAGCCCCACAUAUGACUGCAAAGUUUCAGUUAGUGAUGAGAAUCGAGAAAGUAGCUGAGAGUCGACUACCUAGUGAUAAAGGUUCUUGCAACCCUGGAUCAUUUGGCAACAUUCCCGAGGUAAUUGGUUCUUGCAACCCUGGAUCAUUUGGCAACAUUCUAUGA